GAUGCCUGACAGUCAAGUGCUCUCCAAGGACACGCCACACCCGCUCUCGCUCACCGGCCUCGCCGACCGCGCAUAUAAUUACGCGUCGAACGCGUUCAUAUCCGCAGGAUGGCGCCCUUUGCUGGGCUUGGCUGAAAACGCGGCCGUUGCGAUGAUGCAGAAGAUCGACAAAGGGCAGCUACGCGUCGUCACAAAAGACCGGGUGUACCAGUUUCCAGAUGCACCAGCCAAGUAUGACGAGCGCACGGCUGAGAUACGCGUCUUGAACGACGCGUUUUGGUUGCGUCUAUGCUUGAUGGGCGACCUUGGCUUCUCCGAGGCGUUCAUGUACUCUGAGGUCGAGUGCGACGACCUCGUUUCUUUAUUCCAAAUCUUCCUCGACAACCGCGAGAACCUCGUCAACCUCGACUCGAAGAUAUCCUACCUAUACUCCUUGCCGCAAAAGCUCACCUCGUAUCGCUUCCUCAACACCAUCUCUAACUCUCGCUCCAACAUCUCUGCCCACUACGACAUUUCCAACGCCAUGUUCGCUGGUUUCCUCUCGAAGGAUAUGACCUACUCGUGCGCGAUGUUUACCGACCUCGAUGGCGAUUUGGACGGGUCCGCGAGCCCAGCCACCGGUACCCAUGGCCGUCAGCCAUCUAGCACGUCCUCGGGCUCGAGUACGCCUGCGAAGGUACAGGGAGACCAGGAAGAAUCGAAUGAGCUGUACGAAGCGCAGUUACGAAAGCUCGAUCAUGUCAUCGAGAAGGCGCGCAUCUGGCCUGGCAAUCGUGUACUUGAGAUCGGCUCUGGCUGGGGCUCCAUGGCCAUCCGCAUCGCGAAGACCGUACCCGGCACAACCAUCGACACCAUCACGCUCUCUAGCCAGCAGCUCGUACUCGCGAAGGAGCGCAUCGCCACGGCGGGUCUGUCCCACCGCAUCCGCGUCCACCUCAUGGACUAUCGGGACAUGCCAUUGGAGUGGGAGCACGCCUUCGACAGGGUCGUUAGCAUCGAGAUGCUAGAGGCCGUCGGGCAGGAUUUUAUCCCUACGUACUUCGCCAAGCUCCACUGGGCUUUGAAGCUCAAGGACGCCUGCGGCGUGAUCCAAUGCAUCACAAUCCCCGAAGCCCGCUUCGAACGCUACAUCCGCGAAAUCGACUUUAUCCGCAAAUGGAUCUUCCCCGGCGGCUUCCUCCCCACCCUCACCUUUGUCCUCGCAUCCCUCACCUCGGGCUCUCAGAACCGCCUCACCGUCGACUCCGUGAGCAACAUCGGCCCGCACUACGCGCGCACGCUGAGGGAGUGGCGGAGGAGGUUUUUGGAGAAGUUUGAGAGUGUGGUUGAACCGGCGCUGAGGAAGGAGCAUCCGGAGGUGAUGGGUGGGGAGAGGGGGAAGGUGGAGGUAGAGGUGUUCAGGCGGAAGUGGUUAUACUACUACUGCUACUGCGAAGUCGGGUUCACGACGAGGACGUUGGGAGACCACAUCAUCACGUUCACGAGGGAAGGCUUCCAGUGCUAUGGAUGCGGGACGUUCGCAUAGGUAGUUCGAACUUGAGUUCGAAGAUAUGCUCGGCGAAUGAAAUGAAUGCUCUGCUCCAAACACCAAUCAUACCACCUUGAGCAAGAC
This is a messenger RNA of Schizophyllum commune H4-8, 1612 nucleotides long. Its product is annotated as CFS1-like protein. The transcript is spliced from 8 exons. Gene Ontology annotation, biological process: lipid biosynthetic process. NCBI's taxonomy places the organism in Eukaryota, Fungi, Basidiomycota, Agaricomycetes, Agaricales, Schizophyllaceae. The annotation marks the transcript as partial. The record is from RefSeq and is a predicted model, not a curated record.